Molecule: messenger RNA, 1449 nt
Organism: Cokeromyces recurvatus
Lineage: Eukaryota; Fungi; Mucoromycota; Mucoromycetes; Mucorales; Mucoraceae
Product: hexokinase-domain-containing protein
Exons: 4
Coding region: 1-1449 (482 amino acids)
Biological process (GO): intracellular glucose homeostasis; glucose 6-phosphate metabolic process; glycolytic process
Cellular component (GO): mitochondrion; cytosol
Molecular function (GO): D-glucose binding; ATP binding; fructokinase activity
Source: RefSeq, a predicted model, not a curated record
AUGGCAUCAAAGGCACCUCAAGCAUAUGAAGUUGAUGUGAAUGAGCUCGAUGGUACUCCCGAGCAACAAGCUUAUAUGAAAGAUAUUAUUGAUCAAUUUACUAUUGAUACUGAUUAUCUCAAGCAAGUUCGCGAUCACUUUAUGGUUGAAAUGAAGAAGGGUCUUGAUAAAGAAGGUUCUACUGUUGCCAUGAUUCCUUCUUAUGUUGAAGGUCGUUUAACAGGUAAAGAAGAAGGUCAUUUCCUUGCUCUUGAUUUAGGUGGUACCAAUUUGAGAGUUGUUCUUGUUACUCUUGAAGGUCAAGGAAAGUUCAAAACUGUCUCUUCUAAAUCGAGAGUUUCUGAAGAGUUGAAGAUGGGCCCAAUGCGUAACUUAUGUGAUUAUAUUGCUGAAUGUGUUGAUACUUUCUUAACUGAACAAGGUCUUGAAGAUCAAGAAAUUGAACUUAACUUGGGUUAUACUUUCUCUUUCCCUGUUCUUCAAACAAAGAUCAAUCGAGGUGUCCUUUCUACUUGGACUAAGGGUUUUGCUUGUAGUGGUGCAGUUGGUAAAGAUCCUGUUUUGUUAUUGCAAGAUGCUCUUUUAAGAAAACAUGUCCCUGUUAAGGUAUCUGCUCUUGUAAACGAUACUGUGGGUACCCUUUUGUCCAAUGCCUAUAAUAAACCUGCUACCUUAGCUGGUCUCAUUUUAGGUACUGGUGCUAAUGGUGCUUAUAUUGAAAAAAUGAAGAAUAUUGGCAAGUGGAAAGGUGGUAAGACAACUUCAGAUGAAAUGAUUAUUAACAUGGAAUUCGGUGCCUUUGAUAACGAACGUAGAAUCUUACCUCUUACUCGUUUCGAUAACAAGCUUGAUCGUGAAUCUAUUAACCCUCAUGCUCAACUUUAUGAAAAGAUGAUUUCUGGUAUGUAUCUCGGUGAAAUUACCCGUAACGUCCUUACCGAUAUGAUUGAUCGUGAACUUCUCUUGAAGCGUGAAGAAAAUACUUCAUUUGCUUGGUCCAAGGAAAUUUCUCGACAUUGGUCCUUUGAAACUGCUUUUAUGUCAAACAUUGAAGCCGAUAACUCCAAGGAUUUCGCUUACACAAAAGAAAUUUUGGAUACUAAUCUCAGUUUGCAUGAUAUCACAACAACUGAAGCCAAGUUCAUUAAGAAGAUUUGUGAAUUGGUUGGUAAGCGUGCUGCUCGUCUUGCUGCUUGUUCAAUUGCUGCUAUUGUUCAACAUUGUGGUGCCGCUGAAGAAGGUUGUGAUAUCGGUAUUGAUGGCUCUCUUUACGAAUUUUACCCCUCUUUUGAAGAUAGAAUGUAUGAAGCUCUUUCUGAAUUGAUGCCUGAAAUUAGUGAUAUCCGUAAGACCAUUCGUCUUGGUCUUGCUAAGGACGGUAGCGGUGUUGGUGCUGCUCUCACUGCUUGUGUUGCUGCUCGUAUGGAAAACGCUCGAGCUUCUGCUUAA